Molecule: messenger RNA, 1347 nt
Organism: Hydractinia symbiolongicarpus
Lineage: Eukaryota; Metazoa; Cnidaria; Hydrozoa; Anthoathecata; Hydractiniidae
Exons: 2
Coding region: 17-787 (256 amino acids)
Source: RefSeq, a predicted model, not a curated record
UAAAUCUUGUUGCCGCAUGCUGGCUGUCUUUCUUUUCGAAAUGGACAACAACAACGCAAGUGCUUCGUGUUCUUCGUCAUUUUUAAAUUCAAACAACUUCAAGAAACGAAGAUUAGGCUUAAGCAAAAAAUCAGUUUCCUCAGCGACGAUGUCAGAGGAUCUAGAGAGUGAUGUUUCAAAUUUUUACAGCCAUUCAGAAAAUCAGUUAGAAACAAUCAAUAUCAGAGAUAUUCAUGACGAUUUUCCGGAUGAGCCACCACCACCACCACAACCACAGCACAGAAAAAAUAUUGCUGGACAAAAAAGAAAGCAAGCAGACGUUUCCACCAGAAGAUGGACAUGGAGUAGUGAGAUGGUCGAAUCUCUUUUACUCAACCUAAAUGAGUAUAAGAGUUCAAAAACAUUUGAGGGGCUUGACUUUGAGGCUGAUUUCAUUAAAAUGUAUGGAGAUUUAAGGUCCAUGAUGAGUAGAAUGUACCCGGUCUCUGAUUUUGGCCCCGAAUCAAUUCCAGCAAAAGAAGAGACCGAAACAAAUAUGGAAUACAAAAAACGAGUUGAGCAGUUGGAUAAAUCAAAAAAAGAAGGGUACGCCCGCAUAAAAAACAAAAUUAGAGAACUGAGACGUGGGUACAAACAUGCUGUAGAUAAAGGUACUCGUUCUGGUUCGGGAAGACUUGUUGCUGAACAUUACAACAUUUUGAAGGAAAUUUGGGGUGGUUGUCCUUCAGUGACAGCUAUACCGCAAGGUAAAGUUUCACUGAAUAUUGAAGAAGACAAUCAUCGAUGAGGAGUCGGAAGCACCUGUGAUACCGGAGGAGGGACGUGAAGCACCAGAGGAAGCACAUGUAAUACCGGAGGAUAAAGGAAAAUAUAAAAACAUGCAAAAAAAAUUAUCUGCGCAUCAACGAGAUAUGGUGUUGACUUAACACGGGAAGAGCUAGAGAUAAAACGUCAAAACACUGAAUUGUUGCGAAAAUCACUGGAAGGGACAGAGCAGGCAAUAAAAGCAAUGACCGAAUCAAUAAAUUCUAUUGGAAAUGGAAUAAAGGACGGCCUAGGACUUUUGGCCAAUGCAUUUUUACAAUCCCAAGCACAACCAGCUCCUCAUCCUCCAUAUCCUUAUUACAAUCAAGGUCAUCACGCACCACAAUAUCAACAACCGUUUAUGUCUCCACCUCAAACACCAAGGAGAACUGAAGAAAAAUAGACUUUAGUUAUUGUAUAUAUUUUUUGUAAUAUUUUUUGUACAUAUUUGUAUAAAAAGCUUGAUAUAUUUUUUAAAAAAAUGUUGAAAAAACUUUAUAUAUAUAUUUUAAAACAUUAUUUUUAUUAUUUAGACUUUUUCAU